Cantharellus anzutake is the source of this 477-nucleotide messenger RNA. RefSeq lists its product as uncharacterized. The record is from RefSeq and is a predicted model, not a curated record. Bases 97 to 354 code for a protein of 85 amino acids. Lineage: Eukaryota; Fungi; Basidiomycota; Agaricomycetes; Cantharellales; Hydnaceae. The transcript has 4 exons.
UGGGCCCGUAGACAAUGUUUUGGGCAGCGACGUUCGAAUACGCUAGUCUCUGAGUGGAGGUAUGUCCUGAUCCAAUUCAAAUUCAAAAGAAAUGGUAUGCAUGUUCACAACCGACUCACUCGAGGCCCAACACUUGAAUGGAGCAGAAUGAAGCAUUCAAAUCUUGACACCACGAGGUCGUUAGCCUCAGCGGCAAUGCCAAAUCCUCCCAUUCCGCCGUCCUCUCGGAUCCUGCCUUGUUACUGCCUGUUGUGCAUCACACUCGCUUUGCAAACACGCGACAGUCCACAUACACCUAGUGCUGGUACGGCCCAGCUUCCUGCAAGAUCAAAGGUACUAAGAGAGUCGGCAUAAGUAGCUGCGAACCAUGUCAGUUGGUUCUGCCAUCUACUCGAGUGUUAUCACCCAUUUCGCAUCAAACCUUUCCGCCCCAUCCUUCCAUCUGCCUGUCAUUGGUCGUGUCACUGAAGCAGAGGG